AUGGCGGCCGCCGGCCACCGGCCCGCGCGCCGCACUGCGGCUGCGACGGCGCUGGCGCUGCUGGCGGGCGCCUGCUGGACCUUGCCCGGCACUGGGCCCGGCGAGGCGCGAGGCCGCGUCGCGGCCGCCUUCUGCCAGCCGCCGGCCGCCUCCGCUGCCGGCGCUGCGGGGGCACCCGUGCGCGCUCCGGAGAGGAGCGAGGCGGGGCGCCGCGGCGCCGCGGCCGCGUGGCUGUCCGCCCUCGCGGGCGGCGCGGCGCCAUGCGCGGCGCAAAUCGUGUCGUUCAGCGACGUGAAGGAUGGGGACGCCGUGGCGUCCUACGCCUUCGACGUCGCCGAGGCGCAGAUCGCCGACGAGGGCCAGAUGCUGUCCGAUAGCGCUCGCGGCUACCUGACGCAGGUGGCCGCCAAGCUGGAGACGAAUGCGCGCACCAAGCUCUUCUUGCUAACGGUGCCAGAGUUCUCUGCGGCCGACGGCGCAGACGUAGAGAGGACGCAGUUCCUGCGCACCAUGCGCCUCGGCCUGGGCAUCGAUUCGCAGAGCGUGCUGCUCGUGGCCGACCGGCGCUCCCGCGCUGGGCCGCUGCAGGUGAGCGUCGGGGACCAGGUGUCUCCCGCCGUGAGCAAGGAGUUCGUCGCCAGCGUGCAAAGGACGUUUGGCAGCCCCGAUUUUGUGGCCAAGGCGGGCUCCGAGGGUGCGCUCAGGGCCGCAUUCGAGAACCUCGCGGCCUGCAUAUUUCGGGCCCACGUCAGGGCGAAAUGA
Prorocentrum cordatum is the source of this 762-nucleotide messenger RNA. Lineage: Eukaryota; Dinophyceae; Prorocentrales; Prorocentraceae. The record is from the annotation of a GenBank genome assembly.